This is a messenger RNA of Perca flavescens (yellow perch), 2939 nucleotides long. It is a transcript of the gene rfwd3, whose product is annotated as ring finger and WD repeat domain 3. The transcript has 13 exons. Gene Ontology annotation, cellular component: nucleus. Gene Ontology annotation, molecular function: protein binding; ubiquitin-protein transferase activity. Gene Ontology annotation, biological process: protein ubiquitination; interstrand cross-link repair. The record is from RefSeq and is a predicted model, not a curated record. NCBI's taxonomy places the organism in Eukaryota, Metazoa, Chordata, Actinopteri, Perciformes, Percidae. Bases 247 to 2421 code for a protein of 724 amino acids.
GUUUUCGCGUGUGAUUCAUCCUGUCAACGUACGAUCUUCGGCGGUGACGUCGCAACAGGAUGGGGCGGGCAGCGCGAACUGGCGCGGGGAGAUUCGAUCCCUGACCGCUGGAAGUAACCCGUAAACCUCACCUCAACCAGACCCGUUUGAUUUGUGUAUUUGCCGUGGAGUCAUGUUGUUCCUUUGUGUGGUCCUUCGGAGCGGGAUCGGCGGCUGUUAAACCUUCACCUCCAUACAGGUAGCUAGAUGGAGGCCAUGGAGGUGGACUCCCCCGGGGAGCUGCAGGGAGGAGGUGGCAGACAGCGAGAGGUUGCUGCCGCAGCCGCGGACGCCAACGCACCGCACGUCAUCUCGGACUCCGGCAGCAGCACCGAGGUGGACGAGGACGACGAGGACGACAACGAGAGAGGGCCAACGGCGGCUCGUGCGCCUCCGAGGCUUCCUGCCACCUGGGCGUUCAGUCAGAGAGCGGUGAGCGGCUCCGCAGCUUCGCCUUCAGCCGCUCACGGCACACCAAUGCGGAGGAGGAUCAGGCAGGGCCUCCGGGUGCAUUACCCCAGCCAGACUGCGGCGCCCUCCAGAGGCUUUCCCGACUUCCUGCUCCGAGCGCCGGCCGCCAGCGUGGCUCAGCCAGAGUCCGGCAGCACCACCGAAGUCAGCGAGUCUGACGAGGAGGAGGAGGAGGAAGAGCAGGGGGGCAACCGAGAAGCCACGGCUGCUGCUCCGGAGCCCGUCGUCCUGGCGCCGGCUGCUAGUCCUCGCCGCAACGCCUCCGUCCAACACGCACAACCACAGGAAGCUGGUCCAACCAACUCCGGUUCAGCUGCAGACGGCGAGAGGACAGAAACGUCCAAUCAGAACGUCCAGCUGGUCCCCUCGGCUUCUGCCAAGCCGCCGCAGGCCGAAGAGGGCGAGGGCGACAUCUGCUCCAUCUGCUUCGAGGCGUGGACGACUGCGGGCGAGCACCGGCUGUCCGCUCUGCGCUGCGGACACCUCUUCGGCUUCACCUGCAUCCAGCGCUGGCUGAAGGCUCAGGGCCCGGCCGCCAAGUGUCCACAGUGCAACAAGAAAGCGAAGCGUUCCGACAUCGUUCUGCUGUACGCUCCAAAGCUGAGAGCGCUCGACAACUCCGAGCAGGAGAGCUUAAAGAAGUCUCUGGAGCAGGAACAGUCUCUGAGGAGAAAGGCUGAACUGGAAUCAGCUCAGUACAAACUGAAGCUGCAGGUUGUCACCAACAAAUACGGACAAGCGCAACAAGAGCUGCAGGAGCUGAGGGCUCUGAUGGCUCAGGCUGGCAGAAGCUCAGUCCCGUCCUCCUCCUCCUCCUCUUCCUCCUUUGCGUCCGCCUCGGUCCUCCUCGGCCUGUCCCAGAGGGCGGACGGCUCCAGGAUGGCCCAGUACAGUUUCUCCAAGGCGGUGCUGGUGUCCCAGGCUGGGAGCUGCAGGGUGUUAUCCUACUGCGAACCUCUGAGCUGCCUGCUGGCCUCGCAGCCGUCCCCGCACUCCACUCUGGUGCCCGGUUGUGGGGUGAAGAAGGUGAGCGUGGUCAACAUGAAGGCGAGUCAGUACGUUCCCAUCCACAGUAAACAGAUCCGAGGUCUGUCCUUCAACAGACAGAACGACAGUCUGCUGCUGUCUGCCGCUCUGGACAACACCAUCAAACUCACCAGUCUGCUGACAAACACGGUGGUCCAGACCUAUAACGCAGGUAAGCCCGUGUGGAGCUGCUGCUGGUGUUUAGACAACAGCAACUACGUCUACGCAGGUCUGAGCAACGGCUCGGUGCUCGUCUACGACACCAGAGACACCAGCACGCACGUCCAGGAGCUGCAGCCGCUCCGCUCCAGGUGUCCGGUGGCGUCUCUGUGCUACGUCCCGCGGGCGGCGUCCAGCUCCUUCCCUUGUGGCGGUCUGAUCGCCGGCUCUCUGGAGGGCGGCUGUUUCUGGGAGCAGGUCAACGAGACCACGUACCGGCCGCACGUCCUGCCGCUGGAGAGCGCCGGCUGCACCGACAUCCAGGUGGAGACGGAGAGCCGACACUGUCUGGUCACCUACAGGCCAGGCCGCUCCAACCCGUCCCUGCGCUGCGUCCUGAUGGCGUUGAACAGGACGCCCCAGCAGGACUCCAGUCAGCUGCCCAGCUGCUCCUGCGCUCCGGUGCAGACGUUCAGCGCCGGCUCGUCCUGCAAACUGCUCACCAAGAACGCAGUUUUCAAGAGACCGGACGGAGGCGGGACGCUGGUCUGCGCCGGGGACGAGGCCUCCAGCUCCACCAUGGUGUGGGACGCCGGCAGCGGCUCUCUGCUCCAGAAGCUUCCGGCCGACCUCCCGGUGUUGGACAUAAGCCCGUUCUCGGUGAACGGCGAGCACUUCCUGGCCUCGCUCACCGAGAAGAUGCUGAAGCUCUACAGGUGGGAGUGAACGGGACUGACUUCACAAACUUAGGAAAUACAACAACAACAAAAAAAAAUACACAAACUCAGUCCCAGAGCGCGAGGAGAUGACGCAGUCCGUGUGCAACUGUGGAAAAAUCUAAAAGCUGCUCAACUUUUAUCUGUUUACGUACGCAAAAAAAAAAAAACCCGGAUUGACCCGAGGAAACAUUUAUGGUUUAUUCUUCUUUAAAAAAAAAAAAAAAAACCUCUACGUUACUGAACAUUUGGUGACCGUUGGCCCGCAAAGAAAGCAAAAUGAAGCCGGCGGUGUGUGAUAUCUGGACAGAUUGAGAGAAAAGUUUCUCCCUUGAAGCCGGAAGAUUGUGUUUACAUGAGUCGCAUUAUAAACGUAUAAGAGUCCUUUUCAUGUUCGGAUCUUCUUGUUCUCAGCUGCUAAAAAAGUAGAGACACUGAAGGCUCGGCUGAGUUAACAGAAGGUGGUUUUCUCUCCUGUUUUUUUUAAGUCUGACUGAGGUGUGUGUGUGUGUGUGUGUGUGUGUGUGU